Messenger RNA from Hansenula ciferrii, 1647 nucleotides. RefSeq names its product MFS transporter (gene CHR4). Bases 1 to 1647 code for a protein of 548 amino acids. Gene Ontology annotation, molecular function: fluconazole transmembrane transporter activity. Gene Ontology annotation, biological process: xenobiotic detoxification by transmembrane export across the plasma membrane. Lineage: Eukaryota; Fungi; Ascomycota; Saccharomycetes; Phaffomycetales; Wickerhamomycetaceae. The record is from RefSeq and is a predicted model, not a curated record. The transcript has a single exon.
AUGUCACAUAGUCAUUUUUCAAAACUUGAAAUUUUCAUUAGAAAUACUGUUUUUGGGCGAGUUAUUUAUUUCAUAACUAAUGGUAAAUAUUUCAAGCAUACAGAAGAAUAUAAUGAUUAUCAAAUCCCAUUAAAAUACUUAAAUUUCCAAACAAAUGAACCAAUAAUAGUUGAUUGGGAUCAUGAGAAUGAUCCACAAAACCCACAAAAUUGGUCCCUACCUUUGAAAUUACUCUUUAUAUUCUUAAAUUCACUCAUUUGUUUAACAGUUUAUAUAGCUUCAGCUAUUUAUACACCAGGUUUAGAACAAAUUCAAAAUGAUUUAAACAUUUCAUCAACUUUAGCAACAUUGCCUUUAACUUUAUUUGUUAUUGGAUAUGGUAUUGGUCCAUUAAUAUUUGGUCCAUUAACUGAAAAUGCCAAAAUUGGUAAAAUGCCAAUUUAUUUAGGUACAAUUUUAAUGUUUAUUAUAUUACAAAUUCCUACAGCAUUAGUACAAAACAUUACAGGGUUUUGUACAUUAAGAUUUAUAACUGGUAUAUUUGUUGCUGCUCCUAUAGGUGUUGGACCUGCUGCUUUUUCUGAUGUUCUUUCAAUGGCUUAUGUUCCAUUUGCUAUAUCAUUUUGGUCUGUUUUUGCAGUUUCUGGUCCGGCUUUAGGUCCUUUAAUUGGUGCUAUUUUAACUGUUAAGGAUAAUUGGAGAUGGAGUUUUUGGUUUCUAUUAAUUUUAAAUGGGAUUGGAUUGGGUGUAAUGAUUGUGUUUUUCCCUGAAUCUUCUUCAAAAACUCUUUUAUACAAGAAGGCAUGCAUUUUAAGGAAGAAAACUGGGAAUGAAAAAAUUAUAUCUUUAGGUGAGAUUGAAUUGAUGAAUAUGAAUACAAAAGAAGUGAUUAUUGAUACAUUAUGGAGACCUUUUGAAAUAACAAUUAAAGAACCAGUUGUAUUAUUGAUUCAUAUUUAUAUUUCAUUAAUUUAUGCAAUUAUGUAUAUAUGGUUUGAAGCAUUUCCUAUUGUUUUCUUUCAAACUAAACAUUUUACAUUAGUUACAAUGGGUGUUAGUUAUAUUGGAAUUUUUGUUGGUUGUGUAUUGGGGAAUUUUAUUUAUGUGCCAUGGACUUUUAAACAUUUUACUAGGCCAAUAUUGAAUGGUGAAUUAGUUAAUCCUGAAGUUUUUUUACCAUUAACAAUCAUGGGAUCAAUUAUAAUGCCUAUAGGUGUAUUCAUAUUUGGUUGGACUUCAUCACCUGAGAUAAAUUGGUUUCCACCAAUCUUAGGAGCUACAUUAUUUGUUUUUGGUAAUUAUUUUGUUUUCCAAACAUUAUUUAAUUAUUUUAGUAUGUCAUUUUAUAGGUUUCUUCCUUCUGUUUUUUCAGGUAAUGCAGCUAUAAGAUCCAUAUUUGGAGGUGUUUUCCCAUUAUUUGGGAAUGCAUUAUUCAUGAAUACAGGAUCUUCUGAGUUCCCAGUUGGAUGGGGGUCAAGUAUCUUGGGAUUCUUGUGUGUUUUGAUGAUUGCAAUACCUGUAUUGUUUUAUUUUAAUGGACCUAAAUUAAGAGCUAGAUCUAAAUAUGCUGGGGAUGGUGAUAUACAGCCAGAAGUAAAACCAGUAUCAAUACCUGAUGAAAAGAAGUCAAUAUAUAGUCAAGUCUAA